Molecule: messenger RNA, 5052 nt
Organism: Oncorhynchus tshawytscha (Chinook salmon)
Lineage: Eukaryota; Metazoa; Chordata; Actinopteri; Salmoniformes; Salmonidae
Gene: matr3l1.1
Product: matrin 3-like 1.1
Exons: 18
Coding region: 608-4645 (1345 amino acids)
Cellular component (GO): nucleus
Molecular function (GO): zinc ion binding; RNA binding
Source: RefSeq, a predicted model, not a curated record
CUUCCGGUUCCGGUUUAGACGCCUGUGAAGCUGGCUAGCUACAGGUUACGGUAAGACACAAUGACCAAAGUUGUAUACCAAUAUUUAUGUCAAGUCUUUAUAUCUAUUCACUAAUUAUCUUCAUCUUUCAAAAAAUUGCUGGUUUGUAUGAUGGCUAGUUAUCGAGCUAACGCGAGAGGAAGUUAGCUUGCUUACGUCAACGUUAGCUUUGCUAGUUCAGCCAGUGUCAGUUUCGUUUUUGUAAAUUUAUGCUAUUUAUAACUUUUUGGUAUUUCGAUGGUCUACAAUAUCUAUCUAGCUAUCUAUGUAAUUUUUAUCACUUGCAUGAGCAACCCUUUCAGGCCUAUGGUUUGGCUCCAUGUCAGAACUAACUAACGUUCAGCCAGCAUUUGCCAGUGACGUUAGCUAGAUCUGCAUGACGGUUCGGGCUAGGCCUGCUGGUUAUCGCCAGCAUGUCACACCUACAAGGAAUCAGCUAAAGUCAAGAUAGAUCCCGCCCCCAAGUUUCCUGAUAUUAAAUCCAUAUUCUCCUAGAUUGCUUCUUUGAUCCCUCAUCUCUUCACUGGCAACUUUCUCUACAGAGAUUUGAUACGUUUACGUUCCAGCAAUGUCUCACAACUACUCCUACAGACGACCACCACCAGCUAAAGAUCUAAGAGCCAGCGCUUUCGACUCUCCAGAUCACCUGCACCCUGGAGACCACAGUCACAAUGUUUACAGAUCGUCCCAGGAGGCUCCGUCUCAUUCCACAAUACCAUCCUACCCAUCCUCCUCAUCCAGAGCCUCCGCUGCCACCGAGUCCCCUUACUCCUUCUCACUAAGUCAGUCAGACCCUUACUCCUCCCUAAGCCGGUCAGACCCUUACUCUUCCUCUCUAAGCCGGUCAGACCAAACUCUGACCCUCCUGAGCAGCUGUGGGCUUGAGCCCAAAGACUUGUCUCUACUAGCCGAGAUGCCUGAGGAGCUCAUCACUGUGGAGAACCUACCACGUCUGCUCCUGGAGAUCAGAAAGAAGAGGGCGACACAGCAGCCACCAUAUCCAGCUAUGACCUCUUACCCCCCUGCUGCCACAUCUUGCCCCCCCACUGCUACCCCUCCUCCAGGCCGUGCGUGGGAGCAGCGUGACCAGAGUUGUUCUCAGCCAUUAGACUACCCCCACCCCGCUCUUCCCCCUUCCCAACUCCUUCCCACAGAACAGGCUGAGCCCUGGCAACUAGAUCGUCAUGGCAACCCGAUGCAGUACACACGCUCUCGCCUAGAACCUGUGCCUGUCCGAGUUGUGGACUACCACUAUGGUAAAGAAACUCCCAGAAGUUACCAAACUCCUAGGUCCACUUACAACACGGCCCAAGGAGGAAGCAGCAACACCUGGAAACCCCCCAACUCGUCCCAACCAGCAGUAGAUUACAGGUACCCACCACCACCAGCUACAGACUACAGACCACGCCCAGACAAAGAUGUCCCAGUUGUCACAAUCAAGAUGGCCACCACUGGCAAAACUCCCACCAAGAAGGCUGCUCUUGACUUCCACGGAGAAAUCCCCCAAACGUUUCCUUAUUCGUGCUCUCUCUGCGAUAUUACUGUUCUCUCUGAAAAGUGCUGGUUCACACACGUCAAUGGAACUCAACAUGCAGACGGACAGCUCACACUUCUUCAAAUGUAUCCUGAAUGGGAUUGCCGGAUGCAGACCGCCAGAAGUGGUGACGACCACACAGACAGACCAAGGGUUGAAGAGAAGACUGGUGGACCUUCCCAUAGGUCUAUUAACUACUUAGGUAAACCGUCAAGUAGCGGCUCUAGAAAAAACGUAGACACUAAGACGAAGGUUACAAAGGGGAGUGGCAAAGUGGUUUGUGCCAAAUUUACCGCCCGGUGUCUCAACGAAGAUGGUUUGAAGGACCUGCUUAAUCCGUUUGGGGAAGUUGUGAAAGUCAUCAUGUUCCCUGCUUUGGCGUUUGUGGAGUUGGGCUCAACUGACCAGGCCGCCGAUAUUGUGACAUACUAUCUCAGUAACCCAGUGACGGUGAAAGGAGGACAAGUCACCUUCUCUGUCUCGUCAACAUUUAAUUUCCUGCAGAGUUCCCGGGUGUUGAGUUUUUCCCCGGUGCCUCCUGGUAAAGAGUCUGCCGCGUGGAAGAGAGAGUUACUGGCCGUCGCUGAAGGAUUUGGACCUGUGGAGCACUCUCUAUUCUUACCUACGCAGGCAUUUGUGGAAAUGACUAAUGCACUGGAUGCACAGAAGCUUGUUGGACACCAUACAUCCAAACACCUGAAAAUAGAUGAGAUACAUAUUAAAGUGGCCUUCUCAUCAGAGUAUAAUACACUUCGGACCAUGUCUGAGAGGAAGUCUUCAGACAGGAAGUCUUCAGACAGGAAGUCUUCAGACAGGAAGUCUUCAGACAGGAAGUCUUCAGACAGGAGCAGGAAGUCUGAAGACAGAUCUAAGAGAAAGAGAAGCCCAAGCCCCAGAAGGCGGUCCCUCAGUCCCAGGAGAGAUUCCCCAACCACCUCAAAGAGGAGGAGGAGUAGAGAGAGGGUUAGCGACCGUCACAAAGAACGGGCGAAAUCAAACUGUGGGGGUAAAAACAGGCCAAAGUCCCCCAGCAAACAGAGCUCCAGUCGGUCGCCCAGAAGCCUUCGCUCCCAUACUAAAGAGCGGGUGUCCAGUGAGAAGGUAUCCCCCAUUUCCUCAUCCACUCGCUCACAACCUCCCACCAAGAAUAAGACCCCGUCCCAGUCCUCCACUGUGAUGGAGAAGUCCAAAAAGGCUGUCGACACGAUUGACCAGAGCAAGCAAGAAACUGCGACCCACGACAGCCAGGAGGAUGGAGCCAUGGAGGCCUGUGAUAUGGACAGUGACAUCGAGGGGAUGGCCGUGUAUGGGGAGGAUGGGGAGGAGAACUCUGACAUGGGAGAGGAGGGAGAGGUGGGGGAGGGAGAAAAGGGAGAGGAACAAGAGGAACUGCAGGAGAGUGCUGAGGACUUGAUCCAGGAGUUUAAAGACCUAUGUGAGCCCAGGCAGAAAGCAACUUCUGGGACUGUAGAUGAUGCUCCUACAGAAGAGCUCUCAGCGACUGGGUCAGAACAGGGGAAAGAGCUCUCAGCGACCGGGUCAGAACAGGGAAAGAGCUCUCAGCGACCGGGUCAGAACAGGGAAAGAGCUCUCAGCGACCGGGUCAGAACAGGGAAAGAGCUCUCAGCGACCGGGUCAGAACAGGGGAAAGAGCUCUCAGCGACCGGGUCAGAACAGGGGAAAGAGCUCUCAGCGACCGGGCCAGAACAGGGGAAAGAGCUCUCAGCGACCGGGUCAGAACAGGGGAAAGAGCUCUCAGUGACCGCGUCAGAACAGGGGAAAGAGCUCUCAGUGACCGCGUCAGAACAGGGGAAAGAGUCCUCAGCGACCGGGUCAGAACAGGGGAAAGAGCUCUCAGCGACCGGGUCAGAACAGGGGAAAGAGCUCUCAGCGACCGGGUCAGAACAGGGGAAAGAGAUGGAUGGUGAAGACCAGAAAGGAGAUAUUUCAUACGUUGAUGAUGAGCCUGAUUUCCCAGAGGACCUUGAGAAUCUUAUUACGUUGGAUGAGCUGGAGGAGGAUUCCUCGGUUGAUAAUCAAGAUAACCAGUCAACAGAUGAGAUCAAGAGCAGAUCCAAGAGCAAGCCCUCAGGACGUGAUCAGACACCUGGUAGAGUGAUCUACGUCAAAAACCUUCCCAGAGGCUUCUAUACAGAUAGUGACUUCCUGAAGAUUGUUAAAGGCUUCGGGAGAGUGCAUCGCUAUUUCCUCCUUCGCAAUGGUGAAGAGGGCUUCAUUGAGAUGGAGAGGUCUUCUGAUGCGACAAAGGCUUUAAGAGAGCUGCGUUAUGAUGGCUGUAAAUUAUACGGCCAGAGGUUGAUCGUCCUGCGGUCUCAGAAAUACAAAAGACUAACAACCGGGUGGAAACCUGAAUCUGAUUCUAAAAGUGAUCGGAAGAAGGAUCACAUGAGUACUAGAAGCAGUAGCAGGAUAAGGAGUGGACGGACCAGCAGUCACUCAAAGUCAGCGGCUAAGGGCGACAAGACAAAAGAGAAGGACGACAAGACAAAAGAGAAGGACGAGGAGACAAAAGAGAAGGACGAGGAGACAAAAGAGAAGGACGAGGAGACAAAAGAGAAGGACGAGGAGACAAAAGAGAAGGACGAGGAGACAAAAGAGAAGGACGAGGAGACAAAAGAGAAGGACGGGGAGACAAAAGAGAAGACGGCACGACAAGUAUGCUCCGAGCCAGCCCAACACUGUGACAAGGAGGACAGAGGAGCGUCUGAAGGGGAUAUUGACCAAUCCUCCAACGGUGAAGACCAAAAGGAUGCCCCUGUCCCUGCUGCUGAGGAAGAGAAGCAGGCCUGUAGUAAUGAGGAUAAUGCAGAAACCAAGAUGGAGGAUAAUGUGGUAACGAGACCAGAUUCCAUAAAGACUGGUAUGGAGUCAUCGUUCCAGGCCAACAACCCAGUGGGAAGAGAAUUCAUUAAACCUGUCAUUGGCUACUUCUGUGACCUGUGUCAAGUCAUCUAUGUCAAUGAGGACGAAGCUAGGAACCAACACUGCAGCAGCCUCUGUCACUAUCUGAAGUUUAUGGAACAUUCAGGUGAAGACACAGCCUCUAGCUAAAAGAUGUCCAUCUCUGGAGGAAGUUGACAAGAUGACAGUUUUAGGCCCAUUUAGACAGGAAGUGUACAUGUGCACACUUCCGGAGGAGGGUGGAGAAUCUGGAUUUUUCUUUAUAUUGCACUCAAGAAGCACGGCACAGGUUUACCUCAUCCAUGAGAGGCUCUUUGUGAAACUCAUCCGAGAACAAUAAAUGAGAUUGCAGAUUACGUUAAUCUGUAUUGGUUUAUAUGAACAAAUGUUCAGCACCUACCUACAUAUAUUGUUAUGUUUGUGUUAAAAUAGCUCAGAUCUACUUUCUGUAACGUGAAUUGUUUGUUCGGUUUUCCUAUGUAAUUUGUUUUCGAGAUUUGUGUUAAAUUGAACUUCAUUCUCUAAAAGAUUGUUAAUAAACAUGCUUAAUUAUUGCA